AUGCCGCCUCGGCGCAAGCGUCAAAAAGGACUUGCGUCUACAAAAGCAGAAGAUUUAGAGCGCGACCUGGUGCCAGGGCCGACAGGGCCGACAGGGCCGACAGGGCCGGAUGGAAGAUGUGGAAAAUUGUGGAUUGGAUACAACGCAGACUUGCAGACGCUUCACAGAGAGGUCGAGGCUGGAGCUGAAGAACUCGGCUUAAGCCUAGAGAAGUACCUGGACGCAACCAGCUUUUGGGAAACGCCUUUGCGCGCUGGGCUUUUGGCUUCCAAGCUGCCACAUGCUGUGGAACAGCUCAAAGCUGUGCAGGGGAAGAUGCCAAGAGCCACAGAUAAGCAGCUUCUCUGUGGUGGAGCAACCUCCGCCAGGUAUUUGCGACAGCUCCGGCGGAAUGUGUUGCAGGCAAGUCGCAGCAAGUCAAAGUGGAAAUGGCUGGACACUGACAAGACAACAUUGGUCACGGCUGAAACGGAAGAUGCCGCACGGCGAGUAGUGGGAGCUACGCUGGAGGCUCUCAUGUGGGUCAUCAGCAACACUGAGGCUCCAUUUUUAGAGCAUUGGGUGUGGUUUUAUUUUUUGAAAUUGACAAAAUUGAUCCAGAUAUUAUCCAGGUGA
This is a messenger RNA of Cladocopium goreaui, 615 nucleotides long. The record is from the annotation of a GenBank genome assembly. Lineage: Eukaryota; Dinophyceae; Suessiales; Symbiodiniaceae.